Messenger RNA from Cuscuta campestris, 7682 nucleotides. The record is from the annotation of a GenBank genome assembly. Lineage: Eukaryota; Viridiplantae; Streptophyta; Magnoliopsida; Solanales; Convolvulaceae.
AGCCAAACGCCCAAGCACGAACGGAAAUUGACGCCAGAAGGAAGUCGCCGAGAGAGAGUCGCCGCCCCCCUGCACGCUCCACUGCUGCAGAGUCUAGCCGCUGCCCGCCAGACACCGCCUCGCCGGAAACUAUCCAGCCUCCAGGUCCAGGAGUCCAGGUGCGGAGAAACAAUGGAGGAGACGAAGAAGUUUUCGGAGCUUCAAUUAUUUAACAGUAUGACGAAACAAAAAGAGAUAUUCACUCCAAUGAAUCCUGGAAAAGUCGGAAUGUAUGUCUGUGGUAUUACUCCGUAUAACUUUAGCCACGUUGGCCAUGCUCGUGCCUAUGUUGUGUUCGGCAUUCUCUUCAGGCCGCGAAACCUGGCGAACCUAGUUGGGAUAGCCCAUGGGGUCCUGGAAGACCUGGAUGGCAUAUAGAAUGCUCUGCUAUGAGUGCUGAGUAUUUGACUCAUAGAUUUGAUAUUCAUGGUGGUGGGAUGGAUUUGCUUUUCCCUCAUCAUGAGAAUGAGAUAGCCCAAAGUUGUGCAGCAUGCCCAGAGAGUGAAAUUACUUGCUGGGUACACAAUGAAUUUGUCACAGAAAAUAACUUGAAAGUAUCAAAAUCUUCGAAGCAUUUCAAGACUAUCCGUGAGGUUACAGAAUCGUAUCAUCCCCUUGCAUUGAGGUACUUUUUAUUGGGGACUCACUAUCGUUCUCCAGUAAACUACUCAAUUCCACAGAUGGAGAUUGCAUCAGUAGCAGUUUUCUACAUAUAUCAGACGUUACGAGACUGCCAAGAUGCUGUGAGAGCUGUUGGAGAAAGGGUUGAAGUCUUGAGUGCCAAACCUCGUUUGAGUGCUGCUGCUCAAGAGAGUAUCAAUAAGUUAAAUGACGAUUUCGAGAAAAGAUUGUCUGAUGAUCUACAUACCCCCACUAUUUUAAAUGCCACUCUUCAAGAAGCUCUGAGGUCCAUGAACUCUUCCACCAGCCUCAUCAAGAAGAAGCAGCAACAGGAAUCAACUCUGCAUUAUCUGACUGAAUUAGAGAAGGGAGUUAGGAGAGUGUUGAUGGUGCUAGGAUUGCUGUCUGAUUCGCCCUAUCCCGAGGUUCUGCAGCAACUAAAAGACAAGGCACUGAAGAGGGCAGGUUUGAGCGAGGAUGAUAUUUUGCAAAAAAUAAACGAACGCGCCGAGGCAAGGAAGAAGAAAGAAUUCUCAAAAAGUGACGAGAUCAGGAGCGAUUUAUGUGCCAAGGGAAUAGCUCUAAUGGAUGCUGGAAAUGAGGGUACCCUUUGGAGGCCCUGUGUGCCAGUUGGUAUUACAACCUUCCCCCUCACGGAGUCGUGCCUCUCUGCAAACACACCCCCGAAUUUAAACAAACAUCAACAAGCAUUUGAGGAGCGAACCCAGCCUCUUCGCCAUCUCUCCUUUCGAUUGAUAGUAAUGCAGCCGUCAAGAAUGGAAUCCCAACCAGAAUCGACGGCGGCACCAUCGGAAGCGCCACCUGCGGAGGAGACUGGAGCGGCCGCAGAGGAGGAGGAGGACCAGCCGCAGGAGGCUGGGGGUGAUGACGAUGACGAAGGAGACGAGUCUAACGACGCGCUGAUCUCAAAGGCUCAAGCAUUAAUGGACAAGAUCACUGCCAACGCCGAGAACCCUAAUUCCAAUACACUGCACGCUCUCUCCUCCAUUCUUGAGUUCGAAGAGUCCAGUUACAUGAAAGAUGUAAGCUGUCCUUCCCCAAAUGGCCGCUCUUCACAUAACAUUGGACAGCUGGGUAACCUCAUUCGGGAGAAUGAUGAAUUCUUUGAACUUAUUUCAUCAAAAUUUUUAUCUGAAAGAAGAUACUCGAUGUCUGUACAAGCUGCUGCAACUAGGCUCCUCUUUAGCUGUUCACUCACUUUUGUGUAUCCUCAUGUUUUUGAAGAAACUGUUUUGGAUAAUCUAAAAAGCUGGGCAAUGGAGGAGACAUGUAAAUACGGGGAUGAUCUUUAUUGGAGGAAUGAGUCAGGAGAAGAAUCUUCAGACUCUGAAAUGCUCAAAACAUUCUCCACUGGGCUUAUUGCUGUCUGCCUGACCAGUGGUAGUCAAGUAGUUGAAGAUGUGCUAACCCCCGGAUUGCCAGCCAAGCUUAUGCGAUAUCUCCGCAUUAGGAUCUUGGGAGAGACAAACGUAGCACAACGAGAUUCUACAUCAAUAGUUGAGAGCAAAGCCGCUACUACUAGUAUUAGAACUAGAGAGGAGGGCAAGGGUCGGUUGCGUCAAGGGCCUGAAAAUUCUUAUUUGGAUGCCCCUGUACUUUCUAAGGAUGGCCUCGUUGAUGACCAACUGGCGGAGAGGGAUCGUGAUCGUGAUAGAAUAUUCAGCAGGCAUGCAGAUGGAGAUGAACAUUGGAUUGAUGAAGAACCAUCUGAUAUGAUGCCUGUAGAUAUCAAUAUCGAUGUUGUUGAGACUGAGAGUGAAGAUAAAUCACACAUAAGGGAUCUUCAUGAUGGCAAGUCAAAGCAAAGUGUUAGAUCUGUAAGGGAAGAAGAUGUUGAUGAUAGCUCUAGAGAUGACUCAGCAAGGCAUAAGACAAGUCGUGGUUGUGCAAGGUCUCGAGUGCGACCUAGGGUUACUGAAGCUGCCAUGGAGAAUGAACUAGCUUUGACUCCUGCUAGCUCUGGAAAUAGAAUGGGGGGUCAUGCUCGUAGCAGGAAUUUAGCAAGGAAUUAUGAUGGGAGAAAAAUCAUGGAAAGCAAGCAGAAUAUUGAGAGGAAUUCUACUGAUGUUCAUGGAAUGGAAAGGGAUGAUAACGAUGAUUGCUUUCAAGACUGUAAAUUUGGUUCUAAGGACAUCACUGGUCUGGUAAAGAAAGCAGUUGCUGCUGCUGAAGCUGAAGCUAAAGCUGCCAAUGCUCCUAUAGAAGCCAUCAGAGCAGCAGGUGAUGCUGCUGCAGAAGUGGUUAAAAGUGCUGCUUUAGAGGAAUUCAAAAAGGCAAAUGAUGAAGAGGCUGCAAUUGUGGCUGCUUCUAGAGCUGCAUCUACAGUAGUUGAUGCUGCAAUUGCAGUUAAGGCAGCAAGAAAUGUGACUAGUGCUAAUGACUCACAAGAGCCUAAGCCUACAGAAAAGAUCAGUGAGGAAGUUGAUGAUUUUUUCAUUCUCGAUAGCUUUUCUCUUGCAAAGCUGAGAGAGAAAUUCUGCAUCCAGUGUCUUGCGAUUCUAGGCGAAUAUGUUGAAGUCCUUGGGCCAGUAUUGCAUGAAAAAGGAGUAGACGUGUGUCUUGCACUAUUGCAGCAAAAUUUCAAUGAUAAAGAUGAAUCUGAAGUUUCGCAACUUUUGCCCGAUGUUCUAAAGCUGAUCUGGUCUUUGGCUGCUCAUCGUAAAUUUGCUGCAGUGUUUGUGGAUCGCGGUGGAAUGCAAAAAUUGCUUACAGUCCCAAGAGUUUCUCAGACAUAUCUUGGUCUUUCAUCUUGUUUAUUUACUAUAGGUUCAAUUCAGGGGAUAAUGGAACGUGUCUGUGCGCUCCCUUCAAACAUUGUCCUUCAACUUGUUGAGUUAGCUCUUCAGCUUCUUGAGUGCUCCAAUGAUCAAUCAAAAAAGAAUGCAGCAUUGUUUUUUGCUGCUACUUUUGUCUUCAGAGCAAUUCUUGAUGCUUUUGAUGCUCAUGAUGGUUUACGAAAGAUGCUCAAUCUUUUGCAAGAUGCUGCCUCAGUAAGGUCUGGUACAUCUGGGACAAUCAGUGCUUCGGGAUCAUUACGCAGUGAGCGUUCGCCUCCAGAGGUACUGACUUCUUCAGAAAAGCAGAUAGCUUAUCAUACAUGUGUGGCAUUGCGGCAAUACUUCAGAGCACAUCUUCUCUUGAUUGUGGAUUCAAUCCGCCCCAGUAAAAAUGUCCGUGGUGCAGCUCGAAAUAUUCCAAGUGUUAGAUCUGCCUAUAAGCCACUUGACAUAAGCAAUGAGGCUAUGGAUGCUAUAUUUCGUCAAGUACAGAAAGAUCGGAAACUUGGUUCUGCACUUGUGAAGGCUCGGUGGAAUGUGGUGGAUAAGUUUUUAAGCUCAAAUGGGCAUAUUACUAUGUUGGAAUUUUGUCAGGCAGCUCCACCUGUUGAGCGCUACUUGCGCGAUUUGCUUCAAUAUGCUCUCGGUGUGCUUCACAUUGUUACUCUAGUGCCGAACAGCCGCAAACUUAUUGUAAAUGCAACACUAAGCAAUGGCCGUCUUGGUGUGGCAGUCAUUUUGGAUGCUGCAAAUGGUGCUGGUUAUGGUGAACCAGAGAUUAUUGAAGCGGCACUGAAUGUGUUAAUCAAUCUUGUGUGUCCUCCUCCCUCAAUUAGCAAUAAACCAUCUGUUUCUUCCCAAGGCCAGCAGAAUGCUCCCAUCCUUCAUUUGAAUGGUUCUAAUAUGGAGAGUCGUGACAGAACUGCAGAGCAAGUUCAGUCUUCAAAUACUUCAGGAUUGGUUGGGAUUUCAACAGUUGGCACAACUACCAGCAGUGUGACACAAGGCCCUCAUUCUGCAGUACCUUCAGGGUUAGUUGGGGACCGUAGAAUUUCACUUGGUGCUGGGGCUGGUUGUGCUGGCCUUGCUGCACAACUAGAACAAUGCUACUAUCAAGCAAGAGAGGCUGUUCGUGCCAACAAUGGCAUUAAGGUUCUCCUUCAGCUCCUCCAACCACGAAUAGUUACACCUCCGGCUUCCCUUGACUGUUUGCGUGCUCUCGCAUGUCGAGUCCUCCUCGGAUUGGCCAGAGACGACACAAUUGCACACAUAUUAACAAAGCUGCAGGUAGGGAAAAAACUAUCAGAGCUCAUACGAGACUUUGGUAAUCAGAAUUCUGGAACGGAGCAGAGUAAGUGGCAAGCUGAGCUUGCACAGGUGGCUAUUGAGCUCAUAGGGGUUGUAACUAGUUGUGGACGUGCCAGUACCCUAGCUGCUUCGGAUGCUGCGACCCCAACAUUGAGGCGCAUAGAGAGAGCUGCCAUAGCUGCUGCUACCCCAAUUUCAUACCACGCUAGGGAGCUUUUACUUCUUGUCCAUGAACAUUUGCAAGCAUCUGGGUUGACAGAAACAGCAUCCACUCUUCUAAAGGAGGCUCACUUAACACCUUUGCCAUCUUUAUCAGCACCAUCCUCUCUCACAUAUCAAGUCUCUGGUCAGGAAAUUUCCUCUGCACAACAAACUCAAUGGCCUUCUGGGCGUGCACCUGGUGGGUUCAUGUUAUUUGAUAAUAAUAAUAAUAAUAAGCCAAAAGCGGCUGCUGGUGCAUUGCAGGAUGAGGAGGUUGGAAUGAAAUGUGAUGCAUCAGUGUCUUACAAAAAGAAACCUUUGGUGUUUUCAUCUGGAGGGCGUAGUAGUCUGCAUUCAAAAUAUAAUAAUCCCUCUGAGAUCUCACCAGUUUUCAAAAGCAACAUUACUAGGAAACCUUAUACUACACCUAUUGCCUCACCCUUCUCGGAAGGUCAAAUGGCAUCUGUAGCUGGUGAUACAGACAUCCAGUCUAAUAAGACACCAACAAUUGUAUUGCCGGUUAAACGCAGAUCAACAGACAUUAGGGAUAGUGGGGCACCACCUGCAAAACGCCUUAACACUGGUGACACUCCAUUUAAAUCUCCAACAACCUUUGGAACUCCGUAUUCUGCCCGUAGAAGUUGUAUUCCUCCGGAUGCAAGUCUGUUUGUCACACCACCACCACCACAGCCAAGUUUUUCAUGUAUCAAGGAGCAGCAGCAUGGCCGGUCUAUCGGAAGUGUGUUACCAUCUGGCGAGGGGGAUAAUAACUUUUCAAAUGACUUGCAAGCCUCAUCAUCAAACACAGAGCGGUUGACAUUAGAUUCUUUGGUGGUUCAGUAUCUGAAGCACCAACAUCGCCAAUGCCCAGCUCCAAUCACAACCCUACCUCCAUUGUCCCUUUUGCAACCACAUGUCUGUCCAGAACCCAGACACAGUUUUGACGCUCCAACUAAUGUGACAUCUAGGCUCACUUCACGGGAAUUUAGGAGUGCUGUGUUACCAUCUGGCGAGGGGGAUAAUAACUUUUCAAAUGACUUGCAAGCCUCAUCAUCAAACACAGAGCGGUUGACAUUAGAUUCUUUGGUGGUUCAGUAUCUGAAGCACCAACAUCGCCAAUGCCCAGCUCCAAUCACAACCCUACCUCCAUUGUCCCUUUUGCAACCACAUGUCUGUCCAGAACCCAGACACAGUUUUGACGCUCCAACUAAUGUGACAUCUAGGCUCACUUCACGGGAAUUUAGGAGUGCGUGUAGUGGGAUCCACGGAAGGCGCAAGGAUCGUCAAUUCAUCUACAGCAGAUUCCGACCAUGGCGAACUUGCCGGGAUGAUGGCGGUGUCCCUCUGACUUGCAUGACUUUUCUUGGAGACUCUUCACAAAUUGCUGUUGGCAGCCACUUGGGAGAGCUUAAAAUUAUUGACUCUAAUAGCAACAGCGUCCUGGAGAGUGUUGCAAGCCAUAAUAAUCCAGUGACCCUACUCCAGUCGUAUAUUUCAGGAGAGACUACUCAACUUAUGCUCUCUUCAAGUUGUCAAGAUGUCCAGUUGUGGAACAUGUCCACUUUUUCAGCAGGACCUCAGCAUUCAUUUGACGGAUGCAAAGCUGCGCGGUUUAGCAAUAGUGGAACAACAUUUGCGGCGUUGUCGGCAGAUUCACAUCAGCGUGAGAUACUGUUGUAUGACGUCCAAACAUGCCAGCUGGAAUUGAAGCUUACGGACAGUGUCUCUAAUGUCACCUCUGGACGGGGACACAUGUAUUCCCUUGUACAUUUUGACCCCUCGAACGAUAAACUGCUCUGGAAUGGUGUUUUAUGGGAUCGUCGUGAAUCACGCCCGAUACAUCGGUUUGAUGAGUUUACAGACUUUGGAGGUGGGGGGUUUCAUCCUUCCAGGAAUGAGGUGAUUAUAAACUCGGAGAUUUGGGACCUUCGGAAGUACAGACUGUUGAAGAGUGUUCCGUCCUUGGGUCAAACGGUAAUAACGUUUAAUGGUAGUGGUGACGUAAUAUAUGCAAUACUGAGGAGGAACCUUGAGGACGUGACAUCAGCGGUCAACAGUCGGCGGGCAAAACACCCGCUCUUUUCAGCAUUCCGUACAGUGGAUGCUGUUAACUAUGCCGACAUUGCCACCGUUCCUGUGGACCGCUGUGUCCUCGACUUGGCAACGGAACCGACUGAUUCUUUUCUUGGGUUGGUGACUAUGGAUGACCAUGAAGAGAUGUUUUCUUCUGCUAGGGUUUAUGAAGUUGGUCGUCGGAGGGUCACAGAGGAUGAUUCUGAUCCCGAUGACGCUGAUAGUGAGGAGGAGGAGGAUGAUGAUGACGAUGACGAUGAUGAUGAGGAAGGAAUCAUUGAACUUGAUGUGGAUGGUGAAAGUGAGGAUGGUGAUGAUGGUAGUCUGGGUGGACUUGAUGAUGAUGAUGAGGAGGAGGACGACGAUGACAAUGAUGAGGGGUUCCAUAGAGACGACGACGACGAUGAUCUGGACUUUGAGGGUGGGCAAGGAAUGUUAGGAGUAGUGUCGGAAGGUUACGAAGACGAGGAUGACGAUAGUGAACUGGAGUUUUUUGGUAGUGAAGAUGAAGGCAACGAUUUGUAGUUGUAAGCAGUGAAAUGAUAUUUGCACGCACGGCAUUGGCAUGGCAUGCCUAAAUUAUGCUGCUGAGCACCAACUUGGCAGCUCUUACCAUUUUGUUUUGGUUUUGUUUAUGGCUUC